Messenger RNA from Paramuricea clavata, 402 nucleotides. NCBI's taxonomy places the organism in Eukaryota, Metazoa, Cnidaria, Anthozoa, Malacalcyonacea, Plexauridae. The record is from the annotation of a GenBank genome assembly.
GUUCGCGUAGACCCAAUCUCUCUCUUACGGAACUUGGAUUGUGGAUCUGAAAACAAUGCAACUGAAUUGGAAGACCUUUCCAAUAUGAUCAACAAAACAUUUUUAGAACCUACAAAAGAUUUUGAUGCUCUACUUCCGGAAACUGGUGCUAAUAUACCAAUAGAAAAUAUACGACCGUACUACGUAUCUGAAAUGUCCGUCAGCAAGAAGCUAGCCAACCUAAUUAAAACUAAAGCAACAGGACCUGACAGUAUCUCGGCCUGGUUGCUGAAGGAGAAUUCCGUCAUUUUAGGUGCUCCAAUUUCGGAUAUUCUCAACAGCUCCUACCAAGAAGCCAGUCUCCCUCAAUCACGGAAAUGCGCAGACAUCGUUCCAAUCCCCAAACAGAAACCAGUUCAAGAA